Molecule: messenger RNA, 1386 nt
Organism: Cornus florida
Lineage: Eukaryota; Viridiplantae; Streptophyta; Magnoliopsida; Cornales; Cornaceae
Product: transcription factor bHLH121-like
Exons: 6
Coding region: 165-1175 (336 amino acids)
Biological process (GO): intracellular iron ion homeostasis
Molecular function (GO): DNA-binding transcription factor activity; protein dimerization activity
Source: RefSeq, a predicted model, not a curated record
AACUAGAACGAGAGGACCCGAUGAAGUGGGAUGAAGCGUGGAAGGCACAAAAAUAGACGAUAAGCUUUGCGCAUAGAUUAAUCUGACGGUACGGUCGAGGGUAAUACAUACAACCAAAAGCCCUAGAUUUUCUAGUAGACUAUGCCCUUUUGAAUAAUGCGACUAUGGAUCAACUGAAACACGACCCCUUCUGUCAAUCAAUUCAAGUCCCAAACCCAUCCGUCGCUGAGUUUCAUCAGCAGCCUCCUGAUCUGCGCUUGCCCACCAAUCAAUUUCACGUGGAUCCGAGACUGGAAGCAGAUGUCAAGGACUGUACUGCUGCAAGAAAAGUUCAGAAGGCUGACCGUGAGAAAUUGAGGAGGGAUCGUCUCAAUGAACAGUUUAUGGAGUUGGGAAAUACGUUAGAUCCUGAUAGGCCCAAAAAUGACAAAGCAUCCAUUCUUGCUGACACGAUCCAACUGCUUAAGGAUCUGACUGCUCAAGUCAACAGACUAAAAACCGAGUAUGCUGCACUCACUGAAGAAUCUUCUGAGUUGACACAGGAGAAGAAUGAUCUCAGAGAAGAGAAAGCAUCACUUAAAUCUGACAUCGAGAACCUUAAUGUUCAGUAUCAGCAGAGACUCAGGGCUAUGUUUCCAUGGGCUGGUAUGGAUCAUUCAGUUGUCAUGCACCCACCGCCUUAUUCUUUUCCAUUGCCGGUGCCAAUGCCUCCUGGGCCGAUUCCCAUGCAUCCAUCUUUGCAGCCAUACCCCUUUCUUGGAAGUCAAAAUCCUGGGAUUAUUCCUAACCCCUGUUCAACUUUUGUUCCAUAUUUAACUCCUAACACCCUAAUUGAACAGCAGUCUACCCAUUAUGUAACUCCAAUCGCACAGCCGUGUAGUAGGUCUCACAGUUCAAGCAAACAAGAUUCCAAAAACAAGGCAUCAGACCAUCAAGGGGAGAGCAAGAUUGGAAAAAGUGAGGAUUCUGAUGAUGUCCCAACAGACCUAGAACUCAAGACACCAGGAUCUACAGGAGAACAGGAUGCCUCUUCUGGACAAAGGAAAUCCAGAAAAUUGAUGAGGAAGGAAAACAGCCUUACAGAUGGGAGUUACUCGAGUAGGUGUUCUUCAUCUCGUAGUGUGCAGGAUAGUUCAUCAAAUAGCGUAGUUGGUGGCACGAAGGCUGAUGAUUGAAGAAGCGGAGAGAAUAAGAAAAUCCAGAUCAUCAAAGGUUCUGAUGCUGGGUGAUUUCCCAUGCUUUUCCAAGCAGGAAGGCUUUAAGGUUAGUGGUCCAUUACUUGUUUAGGAAAAUGAUUGUAAUUUUUGUAUGUAAUGACACUGGAAUAAUUAAUUUUGUAUCAUUAUGUUGGCUUAUUAUAAUAUAGUUAUAAUCAUUUCGUGGCUA